Molecule: messenger RNA, 1872 nt
Organism: Rhineura floridana
Lineage: Eukaryota; Metazoa; Chordata; Lepidosauria; Squamata; Rhineuridae
Gene: LRRC59
Product: leucine rich repeat containing 59
Exons: 8
Coding region: 234-1151 (305 amino acids)
Molecular function (GO): protein binding
Source: RefSeq, a predicted model, not a curated record
ACCACUAAACCUCCAGAGGACGCUGCUGGCCCCUUUCCCGACUUCCACGAGGCGCUCUUGCUGGCGCGCGACUUCCCUCCUUUGCUCCACUCAGACCAGGCGCGGGAAGGAGGACGGGCUCCAAGAGGAGGCGGGUGCGGAAGUGGCUGGCACUGUGGCAGGAGCGUCAGCAGUUCUGCUCGAGGGGCGGGGGCGAGGAUAUUCACCAGGAAGACUCUACUUUAUUGAAGAUUAUGGUGAAAUCUGGAGGAAAAGGAGUGAAUCUAAAAGACAAACUGGAGGGCAAUGAGUUGGACUUGAGCCUGUGUGACCUGAAUGAGGUGCCGGUUAAAGAGCUGGCAGGGCUUCCAAAGGCUACCAUUUUAGAUUUAUCCUGUAACAACCUUACUACUUUACCUUCAGAUUUCUGCAGUUUGACCCACCUGGUGAAACUUGACCUAAGUAAAAAUCAGCUUCAGCAACUACCUUCGGAAUUUGGUCGCUUGGUCAACUUGCAACACCUAGACCUUCUGAACAAUCAAUUAGUUACCUUGCCAGUCAGUUUUGCACAACUCAAGAACCUGAAGUGGCUAGAUCUGAAGGACAACCCUCUGGAUCCCACGCUUGCUAAGGUAGCUGGAGAUUGUUUGGAUGAAAAGCAAUGUAAACAGGCUGCUAUCAGGGUACUGCAGCAUAUGAGGGCCAUCCAAUCUGAGCUGGAUCGUGAGAGGCAACGAAAACUACAAGCAGAGCGAGAGCUGGAGAAGAAGCGUGAGGCAGAGCAACGAGUGAGGGAAGCUCAAGAGAGGGAACUGCGGAAGCGGGAGAAGGCUGAAGAGAAAGAACGCCGGAGACGGGAGUAUGAUGCCCUGAGAGCAGCAAAGCAGGAAAUGGCAGCGCAGUCAAGGAAAGAAAAGGGUGAGAAUCCAAAACUCUCCGUUUCCCAUCCAUCAAACCCACCCCAACACAAACGGUCCUGGUCUAGAGUCCUAUUGAAGAUAUUACUGUUCCUGCUGCUAGGUGCCCUCAGUACUCUGGCUAUUUGUAAGAUUACAGAGUUGCAGCGCCAGCCUGUAUGCAUCAGUGUGAACACGCUCUAUGAAGAUGUACUAACCCUUUUGCAAAGUCGUGAAAUCCUUCAAAAUGUACUGCAGCCAAACACACAGCAGUAGCGUCUCGAUCCUUCCUUUGUCAGUACCUCCUGCUGUUUUUGUAUCAGUACAGCCAGAAUUCCUAUGGAAUUAAGCACCGGUGACAAUUACCUUUGGUCAUUCAGCAUUGGGUUUGGUGGCCUAAUUCAAACAGAGCAGAAUCACUGCCCAGAUCACUUCCCUUGACCUGCAGCUCCUGUAGUAAAUUAGAACUUACUGUCAUUUCCUUCCUCCAUAAUGGAACCUUUCCUAGGCUACUGGUUUGUAGACAAGUAAGGGGGGAUAGUACUCUUAAUAGCAGCCUUGCUCUGAGAGUUGACACCUGUUUUGUCAUCUUAAGAAGUUUUUGCUAUUGCAAAUACAUGUUUACUCUGGGAACAAGUACUUUACUAGGAUGAUUGAAUGCAACCAUUCAUGGGGGAGUGGAGUAACGGUUAAUGUUACCUUGUGUACAUACAUAUGUAAUUUUUCUCAGCAACUUUUUGUUGGAUUUGUAGGUGGAAACUGGUGAUUAUAGGUUGUAAAACAACUGAUCUAAGGUAUGCUUUUUGGAAAAUGCAUAUCUGUGUAUGUAUGCAUCUGCUAAGACCUGAUUCUUCUCUUCCCAGAUAUUUGUUGUGCCAAUGAAAAUAAUGUCAGUGUCUUAUGAAUUCUGCACCCAAAGUUAGCAAUUAGCUAUGUAAUUUUGAUUAGCUGUAUAAUUAAAAUGUUUUUUUUACAUUUUUGAAUUGUUUAAAAACAA